Mercenaria mercenaria is the source of this 4408-nucleotide messenger RNA. Its product is annotated as potential E3 ubiquitin-protein ligase ariadne-2-like. Lineage: Eukaryota; Metazoa; Mollusca; Bivalvia; Venerida; Veneridae. The transcript has 15 exons. Gene Ontology annotation, biological process: protein polyubiquitination; positive regulation of proteasomal ubiquitin-dependent protein catabolic process; ubiquitin-dependent protein catabolic process. Gene Ontology annotation, cellular component: cytoplasm; ubiquitin ligase complex. The coding region runs from base 188 to 1654 and encodes 488 amino acids. The record is from RefSeq and is a predicted model, not a curated record. Gene Ontology annotation, molecular function: ubiquitin conjugating enzyme binding; ubiquitin protein ligase activity; zinc ion binding.
CGGAAAUAAAAAUCUAGGACAAACGUCACAUCCUGCAGAUGACCCCUUUGUGAGACAAACAGAGAUGACACACAAAGAGACAUAGUUUCUGUUUAUGUUUUGUUAACUAAAUAAAUUUUAGGUAUACCAAACAGAAUAAAGCUUAAAUCCACAGGAAAUUAAAGAAGAGAGAAACAACAAAGAAAACAUGUCAGAUGAUAUGAAAAGUCAAGAUUCCGAGCAUGACUCGGAUUACGAUCAUGACUCAGAUCAUAUGGAUGAUGAUGAUGAUUAUUGUGGUUACUAUGACAACGAUACAGAUGACCUUGACAUUGACAAACCAAAGAAAAGUGAUGAUCCAGAAUACUUUGAGUAUGAACUGUUACAGUUAGAGGACUGUGAAAGAUUUCUUAAUGAAGAAGUGGAAGUUUUGUGUAGUUCACAAAAGAUCAAGCCCUCCCUGGCUAAAAUGUUACUACAUGCUCACAAUUGGAGGAAAGAAUUUGUCAUUGAAUGCCAUUCCAAAAAUCCAACAAAACUGUUGGUUGAUUCCAAUAUUAUUCCAAAAGUUAAACACCAGCAACCAAUUGUUGGGUCGUCAGCAGUAUGUACGGUGUGCUUGAAUCAGAUAUCUCGAGAAGAGUUGCAUGAUCUCUCAUGUGGACACAUGUUUUGUGGGGAAUGCUGGGAUGCAUAUUGUCAGGUCCAGAUACAACAGGGGGUUACCCUUGGUAUAUCAUGUAUGGCUAAAGACUGCGAAGUUAUGGUUCCAGAGGACUUUCUCUACAGUGUACUGAGUAAACCUGAUCUCAGAGAUCGCUAUUCACAGUUUUCCUUCCUAGAAUAUGUGAAGAGUCACCCAGCCCUCCGAUUUUGUCCCGGUCCAAAUUGUCCAAUCAUCGUAAAGGCGAAGGAAUGUAAAGCCAAAAAGAUCUUUUGUGAGACAUGCAAGUCCUGCUUCUGUUUCAAAUGUGGUAUAGAAUACCAUGCUCCAACUGACUGUAGUGUGAUUAAGAAAUGGUUGACAAAAUGUGCUGAUGACUCGGAAACAGCCAACUAUAUCAGCGCAAAUACCAAAGAUUGUCCCAAGUGCCAUGUCUGUAUAGAGAAAAAUGGGGGUUGCAACCACAUGCAAUGUUCCAAAUGUAAAUACGAUUUUUGUUGGAUGUGUCUCGGAGACUGGAAAGCACAUGGAAGUGAAUACUAUGAAUGCAGUAGAUAUAAGGAAAAUCCCAACAUUGCCAAUGAAUCUGUCCAUGCUCAAGCUAGAGAAGCAUUGAAGAAAUAUCUGUUUUACUUUGAGAGGUGGGAGAAUCAUGCAAAAAGUUUAAAGUUGGAAGAACAGACAUUAGAGAAGAUCACAUCUCGUAUACAAGAGAAGGUCAUGAACAGUAUGGGAACAUGGAUAGAUUGGCAGUAUCUUCUGGAUGCUGCAUACCUUCUCAAGAAAUGCCGAUACACCCUUCAGUAUACUUAUCCCUACGCAUAUUAUAUGGAAAAAUGUGCAAGAAAACAGCUGUUUGAGUACCAACAAGCCCAGCUGGAAGCAGAGGUGGAAAAUCUGUCAUGGAAAGUUGAGAGAGCAGAAAUUACUGAUAGAGGGGACCUUGAAAAUCAAAUGGAUAUUGCAGAGAAGAGAAGGUUGACCUUGUUGAAAGAUUUCCUCGAUUAUUGAUCAUGCUAAAACUUUCUUCCAACUCAUGUUGACUCAAACAAACCUUCUCAGCAUUGAAAUGCCCAUAUGUGUAUUGAUAAUACAUAUAUGUGUGUAAUGACAAAUACAUAUGUGUGAUAAUAAAUUAUCACAGUCAUUUUUGAAUGUGUGUUAUCAAAAUCGAUCAUGUUGAGAGAAUGACUUAUAAUAAAGCACCAGCUCUUUCUGUUUGUACAAGGAAAAAUUAUGCCCUUGACCUUGUUUCAUCUAAGAUUUUUUUUUUCAGUUUCAGCCAACAGAAAGCAUUGUAUUUUGUAAGCACUGUCUUCUCUCUGAGAGUUUUAAGCUGCAAACUUUGUCACAUGUCCCAUUGUCUAUAUUUUCUCAAUUUUGGUAUGACAGGGAUUGUAUGUUGUAUGAAUGAUGUUCAAGUAUUCCUAAAGAACAGUGUGAAAAGUUUAUGGAAAUGUAAUAUAUUGCUCAAAAGUGAUAGUUACUUUAUUAAUUGAUUCUAAAAAAGUUUAAAAUGUCAACAUCAGGUCUUCAUAGACUAGAACUGACUCUAGGGUGCCGAUGGUAUUUUUGUUAUUGAUAUUUUAAUGAAUAUUCCUAAUGUAGUGGAUAAAAAUCAAACAUGCAGUCAGGUUAUGAAUAUUCCUGAAAUAAAUGAGCCUGAAUAUUGACAACCAUUGUGUCUAAAAUAUGAAGAUGGUGAGUAGUAAUUUUUCAAUAGAAAUUUUACAAGCCGGCUUAUUAAAAAAUGUCGGGAGCCUCCAUGGCUCAGUGUUUCAGGCCACUUACUUUCAAGCACUUGCCUCUCACCUCUGUGGGUUCGAGCCCUACAGCAAACCCUCUAAAUGGCUUGUAUUAGUUGAUUUUACAUAGGUACCUGCCUGUGCCUGAAGUUUAAGGUCACUCUCAUUUCAUAUAUAAAAAUUAGGAUGUGGAAGGAAAACGACCUUUAAAAAAGUUUUAAAUAUGGUUAAAAUGCAAAUAUGACACUGUGUUACUAUCAAAGCAAGCAGUGUAGGUUUUAAAGUGACAUUGAGUCAUUCAUACAGAAUGUAGAUGUACUGUAAGGCUUGUAUAUAUACCUGAAGUGAGGCAUUUAGUAUUUGCACUGUUAGUCAUAUUGUUAGUUUAUUUAUAUAUAUCCAAAAUUGUGUUUUUAUUUAAAACGAAUUAUGGAAUUCAAAUAAAACUUUACACACAUGUCAGACAUGAUGAGUAGGUGUGUUCAGGCCAAAGUAAGCUCUGUGCUGUGUAGGUCAAAGAUACAGGCAAGGCAUCUAACCCUUCAACUCAAACUCAGCAUCGUAGGUGUGAUACCCCACUAGGAGUGGAUUAUUAGUUACCAUCCAUGGUUUCUCCUUGGAGGAUGAAUUUAUUUUAUAUCAUGCUUUUUAUGGUUGAGAGCUUUGAAAAAUUGCAGUCCAUCUGUGAAUGAUUAGUCGUAAUGAAAGAGUGAUUAAUUUUAAAGAAAUUUACUAUAUAUAUGCGAGUGUGUAUUUAAAAUAUACUGUGUUAUUAUACUGUCUUUGACAUGUUAAACUUUCAUUUCUUUCCUUUAUAUAUUCAAAAAUGAAUGUUGUGAUAUUUGUAGUGUAUUUAAGGACCAGUGAGCUUACAUUGUGAUGUUUUUUGUUUUUUUUGUAAUACAGUCACACCUGUGUAUAAGGGACACCUUUGGGAGAGUGAAAAUGCUCUUUAUUUGAGGAUGGUUUUUAUUAAGAGGUUAACAUACACAGCAGAAAUUGAUGUUAAAUCUAGCACUUUUUAGAGUCUGGUUUUUAUCUGUUUUCAUUAUAUGUAUAAACACAGGUUUGAUUGUUUAAUUUUGUUUUUGCACAGUCUAUCUGUUGAGAAAUAUUUUUCUAAGAGUUUGGGGAAAUGUUAGCAGUCUGUCACAAUGCAGAGUUUACUUCAGUUUUUUAUUAAAAAACCAUGCAUCCAGAUGUUAGCCACUAUGUCAAAAAAGUGUUAAUACAUUUUAACAGGCCAAGUUACCUUCAAAAUUAUUAAUUGGUGUUAUUUAAGUUGUUAUUUUUGAAUAUUUAUAAAUAACUUCUCUGCAUAUUUUAUGAACAAUGCAUUGCCAGAUGUUUUUUUUAUGAAUAAGCCUAGAUCUGAAAGAUCCACCUUUUUUAUUUUACAAUAAUUAAAAAAAAAACUGUUCUUCAAAAUUUUGAGGCAAGCCCCUGUAAAUUAGUUGACUUAGUUAAUCUUGAAUAGGAAUCAAAAAAAUCAAUAGCUUGCUUAGUUUUUGUAGAAAAUUUGAUAUGCUUAUGUACUAUAUCUCCUGUCAUGUGCAAUAAGUUUUAGUGCUUGUAGAGGUAGAGAAAGUAGGUAUUUAAAGAAAUAUUUUUCUCUGGUGUAAGUUUUAAUUUAGCAUUUUUCCCUGACAAAUUUCAACAGAACUUCCAGGUUAAAGAUUCAUUUGAAUGAAUGUUAUUAACUUGUUUGUAGUCUAAAAAUAGGCCAGAUGUUUAAAAAAAAUGGGACUAUGACCUUUUGAAAUUAAGGCAAAGUGGGAAAUACGUCCUAAAAUAUGGAUUUUUUUCAAGAAUGAGGAUCAGAUGCUCUUCAGGGUACAUUUUCCAUGGUGGAGAUCCCUUGUUUUGAUAAAGCGGAGUUUUUAAGGUUAUUUCGACUGAUCCAGAAAAAGAACUUCUCUGGUAUGUUGUUCCAUUGCAAACUUAAUCAUAUUAAAUCAUGAUAUUAAAAAGUUUGGUUUGUUCUGAAAAUUAUGUAGGUCUGAAUGAAUGCUUUGUUGCA